AUGGGAAAGGGCGACUCGAUCAUCGUGGCUGUCCGCGUUCGGCCGUUUAAUGACCGUGAAAAGACGAGAAACUGCAAGUUGGUCAUUGAAAUGCCAAAUGAAGAAACUACAGUAAUCCGGGACCCGAAAACGAAUGAGGAGAAACGAUUCAACUAUGAUCACUCAUAUUGGUCACAUGACGGUUUCUCGGAGAAGAAGAACGGAUAUUUCGAGCCGACAGAUGCACAUUAUGCGGAUCAGAAACGAGUCUUCGAGGAUCUUGGAAGAGGAGUGCUGGCAAAUGCGUGGGCUGGAUACAAUUGCUCAUUAUUUGCGUAUGGACAAACAGGGAGUGGGAAAAGUUACUCGAUUGUUGGCUUUAAGAAUAAUAAGGGUAUCGUUCCAAUUGUCUGCGAGGAGCUAUUCAAACAAAUCGCUGAUAACAAAAAGAAAAAUAUGCAAUUCGAAGUUUUCGUGUCAAUGAUGGAGAUUUAUUGUGAAAAAGUCAGAGACUUGCUGAGCUCCACACCUCCCCCAAAAGGGGGACUGAAAGUCAGAGAGCACCCGAAAAAUGGGUUCUACGUGGAGAACUUGACUACGGUACCGGUGAAUAGUUUUAAGGAGAUUGAGGCGAAGAUUGAGGAGGGAACGAAGAUGAGAACGAUUGCGGCGACGCAGAUGAAUGCGACUAGUAGCAGAGCUCACACUAUUGUGAAGAUCACAUUCAACCAGAAGUCUAGUAAGCAGGCUGGAGGGACAUCGAUGAAGAAGAGUGAGAUCAAUUUGGUAGAUUUGGCGGGAAGCGAACGCCAAUCCGCAGCUGGCACCGAGGGAGACCGUCUUAAAGAGGGAAUUGUCAUCAACCAAUCUCUAACAACACUCGGAAGAGUCAUAAAAGCUCUUCAUGACUCUCAAAAGUCGGGCGGCAAGAAAAUGCAGAUUCCAUACCGGGAUUCAGUGUUGACGUGUCUGUUGAAGAAUGCCCUCGGUGGGAAUAGUAAGACUAUUAUGAUCGCUGCGAUUUCCCCCGCUGAUAUCAACUACGAGGAGACGUUAUCCACACUGAGAUUCGCCGACCGUGCCAAAUCCAUUAAAACCAACGCAGUCGUCAACGAGAACCAAACAGAACGUGCCCUUCGUGAACUCCGCGAGGAGAAUCUCCGACUGCAGAGUCAAAUUCAAGGGGGCGGAGUCUCCGGUGACGCUAGCAACGAGGAAAUCGAGAAACUUCGACGUCAACUGGCUGAGAAUCAGAAGGAAAUGGAGGAAAUGGAGAAGAGUUGGCAGCAGAAGAUAGCUGAAGAAGCGUCGAAACACGCAGGUGGAGCGAGUGAGAAGGCGGAGAUGGAGGCGAAGAAACGGAAGAUGUGUCAUUUGUGGAAUCUCAAUGAGGACCCCGCGUUGACUAAUGUUAUUGUGCAUUUCAUACCAGUUGGAGAGACGGUGGUGGGCAAUAAGCCGACGAGUUCGGGAAAUUUCAUACAGAUGAGUGGACUGUCGAUAUUGGCGCAGCAUGUGGUGUUGAGGAAUGAAGGGAAUAAUCAGAUCACGUUGAGUCCGUGCUCGGAGGACCUCGACAUCUUCAUCAACGGAAAACCGGUUCACGGAGAGGUGCAACUCCAGCAGAAUGAUCGUGUCUUCUUCGGUGGUAAUCACUUGUAUGUGUUCAACAAUCCCACCAAAAAGGGUAUCAAGACUGAUAUCACUUAUGACACGGCUCAAGCGGAGAUCGCUCAAAAUCAUGCAGCAGCUCUUGGGAAUAGAGGAAUCGGUGGCGGAUCCAAAAGAGACCUUAUUCUUGAAGAAGAACUCAUGUCAACAUUGCCUCUGGUACAACGGGCAAACGCCAUGGCUACCGAGUUGGGGCGAAAUGUGAAAUUCGAAAUCGUUUUGGUGUCACCCGAGAUGCGCGGUCUGACUAGUGGACUAACAGAGAUCUGGAUAAAAGUGCACAACAUAUCGGAGGACACAUAUUUCCUUUGGGAGAAGUCUCGGUUUAUGAACAGAUACUAUGGAAUGCAGGAGAUGUAUGAGGCUAAACAGGAUGGAAGUGAGGAAUGGAACAUGCCGAAGGAGAGGGAUCCGUUCUAUGAGUCACCUGACUCCCCGGUUUUUAUUGCGUCGUCGGUGGUGUUCCUGCAGAGUUUGGCCUAUUUGAUUGAUGUCGAGGAGCAGUUUCCUAUUGUGGAUUUGUCGGGUCAAGAGAUCGGGCUCCUCACUGUCGGACUCUCUCCUUGCUCCACGACUGGCAAGGAACUCCGUGGUGAAUACGUGGAGAACCCCAGUCAACUAGUCGGGAAGAACAUUGCAUUCAAAGUGAAAGUCAUCUCUGCAGUAGGCCUCCCCCGUCGAAUCCUGAAAUCCAAUUGCAAAUAUCGAUUCUUCGGAUCCAAGAAGAUGACAACAACGCCCACGGUGUCAGGGAACACACCUUCUUACGGUCAUGAAGAGACAUUUCAAUUCAAGCCGGUAACUAAGGAAGUUGCGGACUACUUGGCGAACUCUAAUUUGUAUAUAACAUUCUGGGGGACACAGAGGCCACGUGGAGCUAAUAGUCGAAAGAAUAGUGUGUCGACGAUAGGAAGUGGAGGGGCAAGGGAAGGGCCGAAUAAAGCGAAACGAGUCGAAAAAAUGGUGGCAAACGCAAAGUCCGCCGAAAAUCGCAACAUAUCGGUGAAAGCCCUCGAAACAGUACUCAAAGGUGUUGAUGACAACGAGAAUCGAAAGACACGCAAACAGUCGAUGAAGAAGGCCGGUUCUACGACAAUCAAAAGUCGGAGUGGAUCGAAGAAACCCAAGGCGAAAUAA
Molecule: messenger RNA, 2787 nt
Organism: Caenorhabditis remanei
Lineage: Eukaryota; Metazoa; Nematoda; Chromadorea; Rhabditida; Rhabditidae
Exons: 14
Coding region: 1-2787 (928 amino acids)
Biological process (GO): cytoskeleton-dependent intracellular transport; microtubule-based movement
Cellular component (GO): kinesin complex; microtubule
Molecular function (GO): microtubule motor activity; ATP hydrolysis activity; microtubule binding
Source: RefSeq, a predicted model, not a curated record